This is a messenger RNA of Sinocyclocheilus anshuiensis, 1160 nucleotides long. RefSeq lists its product as uncharacterized. NCBI's taxonomy places the organism in Eukaryota, Metazoa, Chordata, Actinopteri, Cypriniformes, Cyprinidae. The record is from RefSeq and is a predicted model, not a curated record. The transcript is spliced from 5 exons. The coding region runs from base 84 to 815 and encodes 243 amino acids.
AACACUUACAGUUUAAUGGAUGACACAACAGACAAGAUUGCUCACUUUGAGUUGGUGCAGGACUUUCCAAAAAGUUGUGCUCCAUGUCAAGAUACAAGGACAAUCGAGAGCUGCAGCCAUGGAUACGAAGUAUUUGUAACCAUCUAUGGUAUUGCUCUGCAACUUGUGGAGGUGACCCUGACGAACUGAUCGAGUAUUGGAAGUCCAUUCUUUUUCACAUUACAGGUGUGCACAGUUGGAUUGAAGAAGGAAAGCCGAAAAAAUGUGGACACAAUGAUCUCAGUCCGCAACAGCAACAAAGAAAAAAAUGGCUUGGAAAAAACUCACGUGCCUUCCACACACUACAGAGUCUUGUCCUGGACAAAGGACUUCUAAAGGAUUUGAGGCAAAUGGCUCUUUUCAAACACACUGGACAACUGGAGGUGUUUCAUUCUGUCCUACUGAAGUACUGCUCAAAGAACCUGCAUUUUCAUUAUGCGUCCAUGGUUGCAAGAACACAACUAGCUAUCCUUGACCACAAUGAAAAUGUAGGUCUUCAGCAAGCCACAACCACUACUGGUGUACCUCGGUACAAUGUGGUUUUCCCGAAACAUACCAAAGAAUGGUUAGCCAAAGCGAUUUUUGAACAAACCACUCAAAAAUUCAGAGAGACUCUGGUUGAGAAAGUUCUACAGCGGCGGCUGGACACCAACGUUGUUUACAAGGACAGUUCUUCUCAUUUGACUCAUCGCCAAUUGCCACAGAACAUAGCCCUAAAACCAAGGCCUGACAAGCAAGAAGUAAUUGCAAAGCACUUAUCAAGAUUUGGACACUAAUUUACUUUAAAAAUGUUAUGAGUCUAAUGUACAAUUACUAUUAUUACUCAUGUUGUUUUAUAGUUUUUCUCAUUUUUUCUUAUUGAGGUAACGACAGAAUACACCGUUGGUAAAAAAAAACCUAUUUCUUGUGUUAGUGUGAAUAUAUGGUCCUUACUGAUGGUACCCUACAUCAGUUGCAAUUACACAUCAACGACUGUAGUUAUUUCAAAUCUGUUUUAUUCUUCCAAAUAAACGUUCGUGUGAGACAUCAAGUAUGUAGUGUUGAUGUAUAUACAACAACAAAUAACACUGAAUAUGAAAGUAACAAAACUACAGCAAUUACAGUAAGUAACAAAUACUACC